Molecule: messenger RNA, 750 nt
Organism: Trichoderma harzianum CBS 226.95
Lineage: Eukaryota; Fungi; Ascomycota; Sordariomycetes; Hypocreales; Hypocreaceae
Exons: 2
Coding region: 1-750 (249 amino acids)
Source: RefSeq, a predicted model, not a curated record
AUGCGAAAUAAUUACCUGCAUUCGCCGGGCUGCUGUGAGCCUUUUGGGGCGCGAGUUCGUUCUCCAAUCAGAGGCGAGACUCUCCAAUCAAAAGGCGAGACUCUCCAAUCAGAGGCGCGAGUGUCGGCUGUCAAGUCUCGUGCGCAUGCAUGGAUGCGUUGGCAGAGUCCACCUUUUGAAGGUGAGGCUGUUGCUGAGUGGCUCGAAGGCGGGGAUCGAGCCCGCUGUAACUGGCAGCAACUGCAGCGCAAGUGCAGCGCAAGUGCAGCGCCCGAGCCGCUGCAAUUUGGCCAAGCUGGAGACCUGGAAGACCUGGAGCCCGCUGUUGCCCAUGGCGGCCACCUGCGCCUAGGCCGCAAGCAGCAUAGCGCCGCCUGCCGGUCGCCCAAAUCUGAUGCAGCCCCAAGGAGAGUGUCGCAUCCAGCGUCACGGGCCAAAACAUGCAACUUGCAACCGCCAACUGCAAACUGCAAACUGCAGGCUAUCGCGGGCUUUCGAACUGACUCUGAGCGUCUCUCUGCCGCCAUCUCUGCCUUCUUACACUCCAUCUGCUUUGCGCUGUUCACGGCUCGGCGACCAGGACGGACGUUACUCGGCCCGGGAUCCCCUGGCGGCCAGAAACAGCGACGCCGCGCCUCGCGAAAUUUGACUCGUUGCCGCGGCUCCUGGUUCUGGUUCUGGCUCUUGUGGGUGAUUUGCGCCUUGACUCUCCCGGGAGCGCAUCAGAAGCGCCUCCAUUUGCGUGUGUAG